Guyanagaster necrorhizus is the source of this 650-nucleotide messenger RNA. Its product is annotated as fungal hydrophobin. The coding region runs from base 36 to 383 and encodes 115 amino acids. The transcript is spliced from 4 exons. Gene Ontology annotation, molecular function: structural constituent of cell wall. The record is from RefSeq and is a predicted model, not a curated record. Gene Ontology annotation, cellular component: fungal-type cell wall. NCBI's taxonomy places the organism in Eukaryota, Fungi, Basidiomycota, Agaricomycetes, Agaricales, Physalacriaceae.
UCGAUUUCCCUCCACUUACUUAUUCAAUAUUCGCCAUGUUUGCCCGCCUCCACACUCUCUUUGUCGCUCUUUUCUUCGCCAUUCCCCUCCUUGCGGUCGGCACUGCCAUUCCUCGUGGAGGUGACAGUUGUACCACUGGUGAGGUGCAAUGCUGCCAAUCUGUUCAAAAUUCCGGCUCUACUAGCAAUCUCACCACUACCCUUUUCGGACUCAUUGGAGUUGUUGUUGGAGACCUUGGUGUGAAUGUUGGCCUUACUUGCUCUCCUAUCAGCGUCAUCGGCGUUGGAGGAAACAGUUGCUCUGCUCAGACCGUUUGCUGCGAGAACAACAGCUUCAACGGUGUCAUCGCCCUUGGCUGUACUCCCAUCAACGUGGGACUCUGAAGAGCUGAAAGAGGCGGCUCAGUCUUUCAUGGUUGUAUCAUUGAGGGGCGACAAAAUCACGUACUGUUUGGGCAAGAUAUCAGAACACUCAUUUGAAUACCUACUUCUUUCAUAUUGGUUCUUGCUAGCUUUUUUAUAAUAAAUAUACCGCGCGGUUUUUCUUCGUAACAUGGUGUGAAUGACUGAGAGCCCGUAAUUUCGAUAUCAAGUGAAUCGAAAAUUGGAACCUUAGCCGUUGCCGCGAACCGCACACUGCCUGUGCAGUUG